Sinocyclocheilus grahami is the source of this 796-nucleotide messenger RNA. RefSeq names its product anaphase promoting complex subunit 13 (gene anapc13). The record is from RefSeq and is a predicted model, not a curated record. The transcript is spliced from 3 exons. Gene Ontology annotation, cellular component: anaphase-promoting complex. Bases 245 to 469 code for a protein of 74 amino acids. Lineage: Eukaryota; Metazoa; Chordata; Actinopteri; Cypriniformes; Cyprinidae. Gene Ontology annotation, biological process: protein K11-linked ubiquitination.
AAAAGGUCCGUUCAUAAAUUGCACUUCGCAAUAAGACGUUACAGACAAUUAAAGAAACAUUGCAAUUACUCCGUUUCAUUAAUCCAGGUACAUCGGGCUGAUUAUGGUGUAUUCAGAAAUAUAGCUGACACGAUAUGUAGGAGUUUUAUUGCAGAAAAGGUUCUAAGAGUAGAUGCCGUCAUCAGAGAGCGACAUAACAACAAACGGCAGCGCUGGGUAGAAGGCCGCGCGGCAAAGUCUGAUCAUGGACAGUGAAGUUCAGAGAGAUGGAAGAGUUCUCGAUCUCACAGAUGAUGCCUGGAGAGAAGACAGACUGCCAUAUGAAGAUGUCACAAUCCCACUGAGUGAACUUCCAGAAUCAGAACAAGACAACGGCGGAUCGACUGAGUCAGUCAAAGAGCAAGAGAUGAAGUGGUCAGAUCUCGCCCUGCAGAGUUUGCAUGAAAACACCCCAAACGUUGGCACUUAGAUGGGAAGAUGCUCUGUCCUCCCCAGCCAUGUAUUAUGAUGAUGGAAAGAACUCGACUCAUUUCUGAACUACAACCUCAAAUAAUUGUGCCGCUGUGAUUCAUAUAUAUAUAAAUGUUUAAAAUGUAAAGUGCAGUAUUCAUUUAAAUUGAGUUGUGUGCUAGUUGUUUAAAUUAUUGUUAGUACACCGCAUUCUUACAAUUCACACAAUGUUCAAGGUUUCAAACUGGUUAUCUAAAAUACACAACACUUAUAACGUCUGUAUAGAUGAGUUGCAACCUGUAUGGGGUCCGUUUUUUUAAAGAAAUGUAUACUUUUAUUCAGAAUG